Molecule: messenger RNA, 687 nt
Organism: Trichoderma aggressivum f. europaeum
Lineage: Eukaryota; Fungi; Ascomycota; Sordariomycetes; Hypocreales; Hypocreaceae
Exons: 1
Coding region: 1-687 (228 amino acids)
Source: RefSeq, a predicted model, not a curated record
AUGUUGACCAAGCUUCCAGAGGUUCUACGCGGAUUCCCGAGUCAGUCCCCCCCGUGCUCGUACCGGCAGCCCAUUGCCAGCUUAUCGGCGGCCGUGGCCCAGACGGGACAAAGGAGAACAUGGAAGCUUAGGCUGUUUAAAAUGACGAGUGGAGGCUGGGAGUCAUUGGGCGGAACGAAGGAGAGUGACCGGCCGGGCCGUGCGAGCAGCCGCCGAGCCGCACGGCCGCCCAAGUACCGCUACGAGCACUACUCGUACUGGGAAAGCCAGGCCAAGCGUAGGCCCGCUGCCAGCCCUGGUGGCUGCCGAACAUUUCUGUCCGCCACUAGCGCAGGCCGGUCGACGGGUCUGCAAUUUCAGGCCCACUCGCUUAAGGCCCGCACAGACCACGCAGGGGCCCACCGCGCCCCCGGCAACCCAAAAAAGAGAGCGCCAGAGCUCCAGAGUCUCAGGGCAUUCACUGCUCCGGUUAGCGCUAGCGGGCGCCAGAGCUCAGUGAGCUGCUCCCGCCGUGGCGUCACUGGCGAUGGCACAAGACGGCACUGGCACUGCAUUGUCAGAGUCGUGCUGGUUGGGUUGAGCCACUGUACGGCACUCGACUGCUACUGUACGAGUACCUACACAACUACAGUACAGCUGCUAUCCAUCCACGCAUUUUUGAUGGAUGGCCCUCUGCAGGGUUUCUGA